AUGUCGUCUACCGUAUGCCCGACCUACCAAAAAUCCAUCUUCAUUUCCGGAAUGAAUAUAUUAUUCUACGUUCAAACGCCAAUCCUCGCAUUUAUGGGUUACUGUAUCCUGUUCAAAUCGUCCGCCGCCAUGGCGACGUUCAAAAAAAUGCUCUUUCAUCAGGUCGUUUGGUGAGUUGGUCGCAGGUGGAAUGGAUCUCGACGCGUUGCGGUCGCGCUGCGUUUCCAGUUGUCGGGUUAUGCUAUGGGCGGAAGUAGGUUUUGGUCGGGUGCGCUUUGGCCGCAACGCGUUGAGCUUGAAGGUGUUCGGAGCCCUGAAAAAGAUAAUGCAAUUUCAAAAAUAACUAUUAAGGUUGCAAAUAAGCGGACUUAUUAUGGGCAUCCUGGUGAUUCCGGUCAUGUGUACCCCGGUCGGCGCCACGUCUUUCAACGGAUUUUUAAACGUUUUGGGAAUCUCGCCCAUUAUUCAAUACUAUCUCUACUUUUGUUCUGUUGGAGGUGAGAGUCGAGAAAAAUGCGGCGGCAUUUGGAAUGGUUAGGAGGCGUCGCGGCUCGAAAAAUGUUAACUCCAAGGAAAAAGGGGUGACAGAGGCUCCUUUUUUGCGCCAUUUCAUCGGCUUUUAUGAACCCUUUUUCCACUGUUUCUCUAGAAAAAUGGAAGGUUCGGUAUAGCGACUUAUGGUUCGGUAUAGGGACGCUGCCUUUUUGCUGCCCUUUUGCUGCCUUUUUGCGGCCCGUUUGCGGCCUUUUUGCUGCCUUUUAGCAGCCUUUUUGAGGCCUUUUUCCUGCCCUUUUGCGGCCUUUUUGCGACCUUUUUGCAGUCCUUUUGUGGCCUUUUGUUGGCUCUUUUGAACCCCUUUUCCACCAAGGGAAGGUUCGGUAUAGGGAGUCUCUUUGCUGCCUUUUUGAGGCCUUUUGCGGCCUUUUCCGUCUUUUUUGCAGCCUUUUUGCGGCCUUUUCUUGAGCCUUUACAGUUCUAGAAAAAUGAAAGGUUUGUUAGAGACUCCUUAUGCUGCCCUUUCGCGACCCUUUUGUGGCCUUUUUGCAGCCUUUUCGAGGCCUUUUUGCGGUCUUUUUGCGACUUUUUUUGAGUCUCUCCCUAAUGGCCCGAGUCUGGAAGUGGAGACCUUUGAACGACUCACGCCGCGACGCAUUCUGAGCCAUUCCCAUUGCGACCCCAAAUUCAAAACUGAAUGAACUUUUCCCAGGAGUCGUCGCCUCAACGAUGGCCCUCCUAGAGAACCGCUUCCACAUGUCCCUUCCACCCUAUUCCAUUUGCAAACUCCCCAACAAAGUUCGAUACGUGUGGUUCAUCGUGAGGUCGGCUCUGCUGAUAAAUCUGGGCGUUCCCAUUAUCGUUUUCGCCGAGGAGGACAUGACCAACACCCGGAACCAGUACAUAGCGGUGAGAACAUCAGAACCGGAAUCAAGGAUUUCGUUAAUUUUAGCAGUACCCCUGCGUCGCCGUGGAGCUCCAACGCAAGGAGAUCUUCAUGUUUCCUCAGUCGAUUUCGGGUCCUUUGAAAUAUUUCAAUCAAGUCGUCGUCUUCAUCUGCGUCAUUGAGAUGUUCAUCUACAUUUUUGGAGCUUAUUGGUAGGACUUCCUGAAAAUGUAGUCUUGACCACGAUUUUUCUUGUAGGACCCUUGGUAAAUCCUGUGAGAAGCUGCAGGUUUCGGAGAACACCAGGAAGCUUCAAAGGCGCUAUUUCAAGGCGAUUUUGAUACAGGUAUUUUUUUUUGAGGUCGCACUUGGAAUGGCUCGAAGCGUUGCGACUCUUUCGAUGUACGCGAGCCAUUCCAAAUGCGGCCUUUGAAUUUGAAAUAGAAUGGAGGAUAAUUUUUGAAAUUCAGGAACUUGUACCGUGGCUCCUGGCCUACAUGCCUAAAAAUAUGAUCAGCAUUUUUGGGACUCUUACCGCCCAGACAAGCUUGAGUUGGUUUUUCUCCUUUUUUUUCUCAAAAAUCCAUCAGUUGGCGUAUUAUUUAUCUUGAAAACAUGUAGUAAACUUGAAUGUCUAGGAGAAAAAAAGAAGGGAGUUUUAUUUUUUUAAAAAGAGAAUGGCUGUCCACACAACAGUUGGCUUUGAAAUCCUCAGAAUCAUUAAAAUUGGAAUAUUUACGCUCUUCGAGCCAUUCCAAAUGCGACCAAACGAUCCCAAAAAAUGGAGAACAAACUUAGACCCUUCCAAAAUGAUCUUCAAGAGAAAAAACCGCGCAUUUCCAGACAUGAACAACCUGUCGACCUUCCUGAUGACCGCCCACGGAAUCUGGUCCUCAAUCACCCUUCUCAUCCUCAUCAAGCCAUACCGAGACUUUAUCCGCAAAUCUCUGGGCAUUCGUCCAACCCCGAAACCUGUCAACCUGUUCUCCAAGAGCUCCGCAACCCAUAGUCAGAUCACCACCCCUAUUUGA
Caenorhabditis auriculariae is the source of this 2412-nucleotide messenger RNA. NCBI's taxonomy places the organism in Eukaryota, Metazoa, Nematoda, Chromadorea, Rhabditida, Rhabditidae. The record is from the annotation of a GenBank genome assembly.